This is a messenger RNA of Bursaphelenchus okinawaensis, 2886 nucleotides long. Lineage: Eukaryota; Metazoa; Nematoda; Chromadorea; Rhabditida; Aphelenchoididae. The record is from the annotation of a GenBank genome assembly.
AUGGGCAUGUACACGAAAAUAAAUAAGGUAAAUCACAUUACUUCAUACUCUAGAAAGUUGUUUAAAAAUUAGUUUUGUUGGUACAAAGACAGAAAACCUUUUUUAUUUUUGGCGGGAAAUGUAAAUAUGUUGGUUUACCACUCGAAGACGCAAGCUAAGGAAUUAGACGCUGAAAAUGCAAGUUUAUAACCACUAAACAAAAAAGGCUAGUCGUAUAUCCCUUGCUAUAAUUUUAACAUGGACAAUUUAUAGAGGAGUUUUCCUCCCGAAGUAUGUUUUUGUACGACAACUUCUGUGUUAUUGCUUUUUUAAAAUUAAAAUUUAUCUUAUUUUUCUAAUUUAACUCAUAUAUAAAUGAAACUAGAGAAACAGAAUAGAUUUAAAAUAAUUUGUAUUUUUAGGUAUGGCUGCGUGUAGUCAACCAUAUAACACACAUGGAAGAUGUGUGUAGGUUCUCUAUGAUCAGUGAAUACUUUUAUCGAUUGAUAAACACUGACUUCAGAAGUUUAUGUUACAAAAAUAUGGUUUUUCGUCUUCCCGGUGAAACUUGGGCAACGGCUUUCUCAUAGUAAGUUGCUGUAAUACCUGACAUACGGUAAUUCCUCUUUAAAACAGUUGUUUUAAAGCGUUUUUUUGCACCGUUUGGUCGGUUUGGCAAUGCUUGUUAAGUCUCUUUUUACAUUUAGUUUUAUUUAGCACAAAUUACCGUACAAUCAACUUCGAAGUAAAAUCUGAGUGUAUGUUCUCCGCACGCACAUCAUGUUGCCCUUACACUGGUACAUUGGCAAUAACUAUCGAUGACAAAAAAGUGUUAAUAAGUAAUGUUGACUUCGGAAAGAGGAUUUUUGAAUUUAUUGACCUUAGAAGAAAAGAGGGCGAAAUACUCAAAGUGUAUCUUAUUAACAAGUCUACACAACUAGUAUUAAAAAUGUCUAUAUCGUGCCUGGUAUAUGAUCUAACACAAAAAAAGAUUGUCAAUGGCAACUUUAUCGUCUUACAAUUUUAUGACAUCUUAUCGUGACGGUUUUCUUUUUGAUAUGUAUAAUCAGAAAGAACACAAAGUGAAAGCCAAAGACCGAAAAGGAAUUAUAUUAAACGCUGACAUCUGUGGCUACAGGAAGUAUGUUGGCUACUGGAACCUUGAAGAUGAAUUUGUUGUAAUAGAUAACUUGACCGGUCAACAUCAUGUCAUUUUUUAUACUACUAAAACAUUUAGUCUUUUUACAAUUCGUAUUUUUGAUGAUUUAGAUCAAGUAAUGGUACAAGGUGAGUAUUUUUAUAACAUCACUUGUCUCUAAAUGGAGCAUGUGCACAAAAAAGACUUUUCAGACACAGAUACUCGAGUUUACGACAUUAAAACCAAAAGUUGUGUAUUUAAAUGGAAACACGUUCCAUACGAGCACUACGAAAUGUGGAGUUUUGAAUGUAUGUACUUAUACGAAAGCAGUAAAGUAAGUUAAUAAAAUGGAAUGAUCCCUACCCGUUUAGCCAUAUACGACAACAGAUGCGACAGUACUUAUAUUUUGUUAGAAAAGUAAAGUUAGAACAACUAAUAUUUUGGAUAUUUUAGUUGGUUGGGUACAAUAAAAAGGAAAAGGAAUGGACAGAACUGGGAACAUGGCCUUAUCAAAUAAAUCCACCGCCCGAUAUCAAGAUAUUUUCAAAACUGUUGUCCUUGUCGACAAUACACCCUGUAGACGGAAACGGUAUUCGCACUUUAACGCAUGUCGAUUGGUAUUCAGGUAAAAUUUUGCAUGAAAUUCAAACUAACAAGGAAAGUGCCCAACCUGCAGCUCUCUUUUGUAGUACCGAUAGUACAUAUAAAAAACCUUAGCUUGCGGGUUUAAGUUUGAAAUUUAAUAUAUUUAAAUUUUCCACCACUUUGGCAUUGUGUUUCAAACAUGCUUGUGCGUAGGGCAGGGCCCAAUUUUCGGCCCUGUCAUCGGGCCCGCUUAGGCCCUGCCCAGUGCCGGGCUUUUUGAUUUCGGCCCGGCCCUAGCUAUUAUAUUAUAUUUCCUUAUAGAGUAGUGUAUUAUGUUCCCAAAUGAUGUGUAUUUCUUUACAUUAGCACCGGAUAGGGUAUGGUAGAGUAUGGCAUCGGGUUAGAGGUAGAGUUAGGUAAAGCUAGAAAAGUCAGGGUUAGGGUCGCUAAAGUGGUCAGGGGUGAAGUGGGGGGAGGUAAUAUUACUUGUUAGACACUCAACAAUUUUAAAUAGUUUUUUUUUCAAAAAAUGUAAAAAAAAUUUACCGGGCACGAAGCAAGCCCUGCCCGGUUACAAUCAUGUGCCCUGUCCGGUAACUGACCUGGGUCGGGUUGGGCACAGGAGACAACAUCCUAAGUCCAAGCCUGGUUUCAACCCCUUUUUUUACGUUCCAGAUAAGAUAGGCUUAUAAAUUUAAAACUGCAGGUUCAUUUUAAGCUUUUCUAUCAUUAUAUUAAAGAAAAAUAGUUAAUAGCCAAAAAAUUACAAAAUAAAUAGUUGAAAGAACUAUACAUGGCAAUUUGGGAAAAUUCAAAACGCAAUUUUUUGACCUCGAUUUCCUCAAGAGUGGCCGCAAGUUAUAAAUUUGCAUAAGAUCUUACUUUACAUCAUCUUUCAAUAAAAAAAUCUGAACGAACCUGAGCGUUGCAGGGCGAGUACCUUCCUUAAAAGCUGGCUUGGUUUAACGUUUUUAUAAUUUUUUCUAAAAAGCAAAGUGAAAUCGAAUUUUUAUUUUGUAGGUCGUUUGGUUUCAAAGGAAUUCCAACCUAUUGAAGUUCAAAAAGCCGGGUUCGAUUACAAAAAAUUUAUUAACGUUCGUGGACUCCAAAAACAGAUUCUCCUCAGAAUGGCGAUCCAAUCCAACCUACAGAUUAUAGAACACAUUUUGAACGUAUAUUGGUAG